Messenger RNA from Nomascus leucogenys (northern white-cheeked gibbon), 9671 nucleotides. RefSeq names its product centrosomal protein 85L (gene CEP85L). NCBI's taxonomy places the organism in Eukaryota, Metazoa, Chordata, Mammalia, Primates, Hylobatidae. Gene Ontology annotation, cellular component: centrosome. The record is from RefSeq and is a predicted model, not a curated record.
UUAGUAGUAUUUUCUUCUUUUGUGAUCUAGUUUAUAUUCUUAAAAAGUCCCCUCCCAAAACAUUAAAUAUCCUAAUUUCAUCUGAGCAAUACUUAUAUACACACACACACACACACACACACACAGACACACAGAGUCACUAUUUUCAUUACUUAUAUCUGCGCAGUAGAACAACUGCCAAGAUUGAGGUUUAUUGAGGUGCAACAAUAACUGUCUUUGCUUUUAAAAUUCUCCUUGUAGUCCUAACACACUGUCACAACAAAACAAAAAUAUGGCAGUUUACCACAUGGGGUUUAGUAAUGGUUAGGUAGUCCUUAGGUUCUCCAACUUGUGUUAUGAUAAAUUUUAAUCAUUCUGAAAACCAUGGCUGUAUCAUAUCAUGUACAUAUCAUCCACGUAUCAUGGAUGUGGGGGGAAGCAUUAGUUCAGUAUAUACUCAGAAUUCAUAUGAUUAAAAGAAAUGGAUACUUUAUCUACAUAAUAUUCUCACUUAGUAUUUCAAUUAAUUUUAAUUGCAUUAGCCCUCUAUCCUCCCAAGUUUAAUUAGUAGGGACACAAAAAUUUUAUAUUUGGUGCCAAGUGCCAAAAGAGCAACAUGUUUUUACUGUUUGCUUUUACUCUGUAAUAGAUAUUGAAAUAUUUUAGAUACUUUCACCUUUGCAUGUACUUUUUUUGUGUGUGUAGUAGCAUGCCCUUUAUAUUGAUAAAAAGAUGUGGAAAACCCGAGUAAACGAUUUUCUUUAAACACUGUUUAGAAUUAGGAAAUUGGCAGUUUUGAAAUAAUAAGUGUAUUUUAAACUCGCAAAGGCCAAGAUAUUUCUGUAAUAUUUUAUACACUUCUUAGAACUGCAUCACAAAUGAACUUCAAAAAUUCUGUUCCUGAGACUGUGGUAACUACAAAGCAUGAAAAAAAAUGUAUACUUUACAUAGUGCUAUAGCUUCUGCUAAUUUUCUUUUUGAGACUUAAAAAAAUCUAUCCUUUUCAAGUGUUAGAUAAAACAAGUGAAUGCACAUUUAAAUCAGAAAAAGGAACCAAUCGCAUUCGUCUUUCAUGUUUCUGUAUCUUUUUAUCAUCAGAAACAGCUGACCCUUGGCCAACAUUACAUGAUUUGGAGAAAUAAUUGGAAGUCUACCACAGGGAGACUAAAUGUAAAACUCCAAUCAGAUAAAUUACAACACGGAUGUGGUAAGUGAUAGAACACACACCUAAAUGUAAUUUAACUUCCAAGAAUUUUAAGUAGUAUUUCCCAAUUAAAGUGUCUUUAAGGGAAAAAUGCAAAUAUGGGGCCUUUGUUAGCAAGAUUCCAGAACAGGAAAAGCGGAACUCAAACCCUCUCUAGUUAAGCGACCUGCGUUCCGGCUUACCUCUGAGUGAUGGACCUACUACUGCAGAGCCCGCCUCCCACCACAGUGCUGGCCCAGAAUUUUUUAUAUGAACUAGUUCGUAACUAAAUGUUGGAAGCAUCACCAUAUUGCCAGUGAGAAGUAAGAUUUAAAAAUAAAACGAUGCUGUCCCUUUUCGCCCUUCCUUAGGACGUCUCCUCCUGCACUAAGGGUUCAGGUGAAGGGUGGAAACUGGCCAAGAAGAGGAAGAACGUGAAAGAGUAGGGGGCAAGGAGGAAAGGACUCCCUUUACAGACUUUGGUGCCAUUUUUACUUUCUGUUUGCUAAUCUGAAACGUUGUGCGAUUACAAUGACGGCCCCUUUCCCCCUCGGGUACUAAUUACCCCCGGGCCUUUACCAGUGCACAUCCCUGUGUUAUAUUCUGGUGCCUGUGUUGCCCCCACGCCCCCAUUAAAUUAGUAAAGGAAAACCACCCCUUUUCUGCCCCUAAAGUGAUCUAUAAACGAAGGAAUACAGAUGAGGAUUUAAAUCCCAAUCCUAAUUCCAAGGGAGGCUGGAAGCUCCCUCAGCCGCGCCCUGGCUUGGCCUUUUCAUCUCGAGUGGUGGUGACGCCGGGGGCAGGUCUUCCACGUGUCUUCACAGAGGUGCCCGGAGGGAGGGCGUCAGGGAUUACCCAAGGGAGUGGCAAGUAUCGCAAAAUAGGCCAAGUCGCUGCCCUAUACGCAACUCGCACGGCGGGAGGAUGGAGACGGAGGGAUGCGGCCGGAGGGCGGGACAGCCAGUCGCCGCCAAGCAGGCGAAGCGGAAUCGGGGUAGCCCACCCGCCCCCCGCAGUCCCCGCCCCGCGCGGCGCCGCGCACGCCUGAAGUCAUUGCCCGAGGCCCCGCCCCCUCGCGGCCCCAGCCCCGGCUCUGGCUCCGCCGGCGGAGGGGGCGGAGAGAACCCGCAGCUGCAACUUCGCCUGGAGCCUUUGAGCCUGGGCUCAGCCGGGGAUCUAGCAGCCGUCACCGCCGAGUCGCCGCUUCCCCGGCGCGGGCCUCAGCCCAGCCCGCUUGGCCAUGGCAGCCGCCGAAUCUGGCCCCUGCGUUCCCCGCCCGUAGCUGAGCAGCCGUUAACCAGCCAUCCCGCUUUUCCUCCUGCCCGUGUCGCCGAGGCCCACGCUCUGCGCAAGUUUCCGCCGCCGAAGAAGCAGGAGAACGGACGUGAGGAGUCGGGCGUCUCUGGCUCACCCGGCCCUCUCGCCCGCGAUGUGGGGGCGCUUCCUGGCUCCGGAGGCCAGCGGCCGGGAUAGCCCCGGCGGAGCCCGCAGCUUCCCUGCCGGCCCAGAUUAUUCAUCAGCAUGGCUACCUGCUAAUGAAUCAUUGUGGCAGGCCACAACUGUUCUAUCUAACCAUCGAAAUAACCAUAUCAGGAGACACAGUAUAGCUUCUGACAGUGGAGACACUGGCAUUGGAACUUCCUGUUCUGAUAGCGUGGAAGAUCAUUCAACUUCAAGUGGCACAUUAUCUUUUAAGCCUAGUCAAUCAUUGAUUACUCUUCCUACUGCCCAUGUGAUGCCGUCUAAUUCCAGUGCUUCAAUUUCCAAACUUAGGGAAUCGUUGACACCAGAUGGCUCAAAAUGGAGUACAAGCCUCAUGCAAAUAUUGGGAAACCACAGUAGGGGGGAGCAGGACUCUUCACUAGACAUGAAGGACUUCCGGCCACUUAGGAAAUGGUCAUCUUUAUCCAAACUCACUGCCCCGGAUAACUGUGGUCAGGGUGGCACUGUAUGCAGAGAAGAGUCAAGGAAUGGUUUGGAGAAGAUAGGGAGGGCUAAGGCUUUAACAUCACAACCGAGGACAAUUGGGCCUACCUGUUUACAUGAUAGUAUGGAGAUGCUUAAGUUAGAGGACAAGGAAAUAAAUAAAAAACGGUCAUCAACUCUGGACUGCAAGUAUAAAUUUGAGAGCUGUAGCAAGGAGGACUUUAGAGCCUCUUCCUCUACUCUUAGGAGACAGACUGUAGACAUGACAUAUAGUGCCUUACCUGAAAGCAAGCCCAUUAUGACAAGCUCAGAGGCUUUUGAACCUCCAAAAUAUUUAAUGCUUGGUCAACAGGCAGUAGGUGGAGUUCCCAUUCAGCCUUCAGUAAGGACUCAGAUGUGGCUUACAGAGCAGCUGCGGACAAAUCCUUUGGAAGGCAGAAAUACAGAGGAUUCUUACAGUUUAGCUCCUUGGCAACAGCAGCAAAUUGAAGACUUUCAACAAGGAAGUGAAACACCAAUGCAGGUUUUGACUGGAACAUGUCGUCAAAGUUAUUCACCUGGCUAUCAGGAUUUCAGUAAGUGGGAAUCAAUGUUGAAAAUAAAAGAAGGACUUCUAAGGCAGAAAGAAAUUGUAAUCGAUCGGCAGAAGCAACAAAUUACCCACCUGCAUGAGAGGAUAAGGGAUAAUGAAUUACGGGCUCAACAUGCCAUGUUAGGACCUUAUGUUAAUUGUGAGGAUUCUUAUGUGGCUAGUUUGCAGCCACAAUAUGAGAACACUUCACUCCAGACACCAUUUUCAGAGGAAUCAGUUUCCCAUUCCCAACAAGGGGAAUUUGAGCAAAAGCUUGCAUCUACUGAGAAAGAAGUUUUACAGCUUAAUGAGUUUCUCAAACAAAGACUAAGCCUAUUUAUUGAAGAGAAGAAGAAACUAGAGGAAAAACUUAAAACUAGAGAUCGAUACAUCAGUAGUCUGAAAAAGAAAUGCCAGAAGGAAUCCGAACAAAACAAAGAAAAGCAGAGAAGAAUUGAGACCUUGGAAAAGUAUCUGGCUGAUCUUCCAACUCUAGAUGAUGUACAGAGUCAGAGUCUACAGCUGCAGAUUCUGGAAGAAAAAAAUAAGAAUUUACAAGAGGCUUUGAUAGAUACAGAAAAAAAACUUGAAGAGAUCAAAAAGCAGUGUCAAGAUAAAGAGACACAGUUAAUAUGCCAGAAAAAGAAAGAAAAGGAGUUAGUGACUACUUUUCAGAGUUUGCAACAAAAGGUAGAAAGAUGCCUUGAAGAUGGAAUCCGCCUUCCCAUGUUAGAUGCAAAACAGCUUCAGAAUGAAAAUGAUAAUCUCAGACAACAAAACGAGACUGCUAGUAAGAUAAUAGACAGCCAACAAGAUGAGAUUGACAGAAUGAUUUUAGAAAUUCAGUCUAUGCAAGGAAAGCUUUCUAAAGAGAAACUGACCACUGAAAAGAUGAUGGAAGAGCUGGAAAAGAAAGAAAGAAAUGUACAGAGAUUAACAAAAGCAUUGCUUGAAAACCAAAGACAAACAGAUGAGACAUGCUCUUUAUUGGAUCAGGGCCAGGAAGCUGACCAAUCUAGGCAGCAGACAGUUCUUUCCAAACGGCCACUAUUUGAUUUGACUGUGAUUGAUCAGCUGUUCAAGGAAAUGUCCUGUUGUUUGUUUGACUUGAAAGCAUUGUGUAGUAUUCUUAAUCAGCGUGCUCAGGGCAAGGAGCCUAAUCUUUCAUUAUUACUGGGAAUAAGAUCAAUGAACUGUUCAGCUGAAGAGACUGAGAAUGACCACAGCACAGAAACACUCACUAAAAAGCUGUCAGAUGUGUGCCAGUUACGAAGAGACAUUGAUGAAUUAAGGACUAUAAUAUCAGACCGCUAUGCUCAGGACAUGGGAGACAACUGCAUUACUCAGUGAUCAAGUGGUAGUCCCACAGCAAUAAUGACCCGUUGUUUAAAUGCUGCUGUGUUAUGGAGCCAUAAUGGAAGGUUGCAAGUGACAUGACUUGCACAUAGGGAUUUUUUUUCUCUGAAUUUGUUUUGUUGAAGGGGAGAAGGGAAGUGAAGAGAUUUUGAAGGGGCUUAUCUAAUCAGGCAAAAAGAAAAAAAAUCAAAUUACCUUUGGAAAAUAUGAUAAAAUCUACAAGAAAAAAAAUGUCUAUAUUCUCAAACUACUGAUUGUAGGACCAAGCUGUGAAGAAUACCCUUCACAUGAAGGAGUAGGAUUCCUUUUAAUCCUAUAGCUUUGUGUGUUUGUGUGUGCAUGUAUGUGUGUUGUGUGUGUGUGCACGCGCUUUAUUCACAAAUUUAAGGGUUUCUAGGGUCAGAGCAGAGCUUCUGAGAAAGGCACACGUUGUUUAUUCUUAUAUUUCUUUCCUAUAGAAGCUUGUGUUGUACUUUGGGAUUUUCAGUGGCUGGCUGAACAAGAGUUCAACAGCAGGCAAGUGUUGUAAUGGUAGUACAGCAGGCAAAACCAUUUAUAUUUUGAACACUUACUGCACUCAUAGAAUGUUUUGUGGUUGAGCUGAUGUUACUGUAGAUAGGUCAGCUGUUUUUCCAGAGUGAUUGUGGAUUUCCCAAGAGGUGUGAAAUUUUGACGUGAUGCUCUUUUUCCUUAGUAUUGUAAUGUAUGUGUUACAAGAAAGGUUAACAUAAUUUGAACUAAUUUUAACAUGGUCCUUACUAUUUACAAUUUUUUAUUUAUAUAUUUUAUAUAUAUACAUAUAUAAAUGUAAACAAAGCCAUAUAUAAUUAAUAAAGGCAUUGGAUCAUUAUUAUAAAAGAAAGAUUAACAAAGUUACCCUGGAACAAUAGCUUACUUAUCCAAAUCUCAAUAUUUACAUUUUAACAGUUUUGUAUGUUUCAAAGUUGAAACUACUGUAAGAGAAAGCCAAUACUAUUUAUAUCUGAAUCAACAGUAGCAUAAACAUUUUUUAAUUGAGAUGGUAUUUUAAUUCCUUUUAUUAGAUAAAGUACAUUAACAACAGUUUUUCACAGGAUAUGAACUUGGCGAGGUUAGCUCUUAAUCUGAAUUACAGGUUAUUACUAUGAAAUGCAGUUGACUUUGCAGUAGACAUACAGUCAUUUAAACUUCCAAAUGAGUGUUGUCCAUGUUUCUGUUGGUGUUUUGGAAGGAUUAUACAUUUUAUUGCCCUCAGCAUUGAUUAUGUUCUUUUGAAUAUACUUAGUUUUGGCGAAAGCCUUGUCCUUUGUAAGUUGAUUUGAUCUUGUGAUUGCAACCAAGUCUCAUUUAGGUCAAGACUAAAUAAGAGAUGGAGGGGUAGAGGGUGUGACUCAAGCAGGAUAAUAUUGAUUUGAUAAAGAGCAUAUCACAUGCCUGUUUUCUUGCCAGAUAAAGGGCGUAGCACAUGCCUGUUUUCUUAUAUACUAGAAUAAAGGCUGUCCUAGGAAAGAUUUUUCUUAAAUGUCUAACAGUGAAAAUGUGAGACAAGGCCUUCAAGGAGACUACCCAGGAAGAUACACAGUUUAAAAUGUUGGCUAUGUAGCUCUCAAUAGAUUAUUUUAUGGUUAUACUUGAAUAAUCAGUUAUAAUACACUGUAAAGAAAUCAGAUUUUCCUUCUGUUCGGUGUCUGAGUCCUUUCUGCUCUUCUUACUUCUGAGAAUCUGGGCACUAAGAAAUCAGUAAGUACAUUGUAGUGCUUCUGCAUCCCAGAGUCCUUAACCUAAGGAGGGUCUUAGUAACUGGUAAGAACUUGGCUUUCUAGUUAUAUUCACUUGGUUUUUUAACUUUAGUAGCUUGAAGAUAAUCAGGGUAUAGUAAAUUUCCACCAAAAAUGUGAUGCAAAGAAUUCUGCCUUGGUCCUUUAUGGUAAAGCAGAUAAUAACGUCUAAAAUAGAUCAGCCCCAAGUGCAGCAAACAUUUUUACAUUCUCUUUGAAUAGAAUCCCAACCACCCUCCCCCAUGAUUUUGGAAAUAAAGGCUUCCUAAAAUAAUAGAACAAAUUGGCAAACAGUCACUAAUUGGAUCAGUAGGUUCUUACUUAAAUAUCUGUCCUUGAUUUUUAGUGUAUGUUUUGGGAUUUUAUGUUUUUAUUUAUUUAUUUUUUUUAAGCAGACGUUACAGUUUGUUUUAAUCUACUAUAGAUACAUUUUUGUUUUUUGGCUUAGUUGGGGAUAAAAUAAUUUAUUUGUUUUUGUAAGUUAGCUUUCUAAAACUUACAGAAAGUAAUUUAAUUCACAUAUCUUAAAAAUAAAAUUCUAAAGUUAUAAAAUUUCUGACUUAGUAGGAAGUUUACAAACUACUGCUGAUGCGUUUCAGUUUCCAAAAUCUGUACCCCCCCAUAAAAAAGGGAGUUAAAGAUGUGCUAGUUUAAGUAGUUAGCUGAAUUACAGAUUGAUCCUCUUAAAAUCUGGAAUUUGUAAAGGGGCCUACAUAAACAGUAGAUAGACUUGGAGGGAUUUUGUGGGGGAAUUGAAACUAAUAGUAUUCUAUCUAGUUUGUCAGUAUUUACUUUUUGAUUUUUAUUUUUCAGAAAAUUUUCCUUUCCCGGGACACCCUCUUGUAUUAGAAUAUCCUCUUCUGUAUCACAUUAAAAACAGAUUUUACUGUUAGACCAAAUAAGAUGGGCAAAUAGCAACACUAGAGCAUCUCACCCAGUUUGAACUAGGAUGUUCAUGGAAGUUAUGACACCAAUAUAUUCCCGAAAUGAAAAUUAACCUACAUUUUAAAGUGAAUCUAUUUGAAAAUUUCCUUAAUGAAACUUCCUUUUAAUUGUGCUUUUUGUGAAUCCAUCACUUGUUUCUUUAGAAAGUAUCUUAUCCAGUAUUAAUAUUUUGUUCUUUUGGGUUUUAAAGUUGAGCUUAUUCGGCCUCAGUCACGUUACAGCAAGGAUAAAGUAACAGUUGACUCAGUGAAAGACCCAAAUUGCCUGUACAGAUAAAAUUCACUGAAUCAAAGGCACAAUAGCUAUCUUUUCACUUGAGCUCAGAAAAGUAAGAUGACUUAAUUUGAACUCUUAAUUUUCAGUGGCCUCUAAUUAAACAAAAACAAAAAACCACAAAUAUUGGCUAGGUAAGAUAUUCCUGAGGUUAUUUUAAAAGAAGUGUGGUACCUAGGAUUCAAUAUUUAAUGCUAACAGUAUUAUAUUUUAGUGAAAUUUAUUUUGGUGGUGACAGUUUAUUAAACCUAAUUAGAGUUCUUUCAAUAGCUUGUGGUAGAGACAAUCUCAAGGGCUGGAAAGCGUUGCUAAAAUGAAUAUCAUACAUUUCUGAUAUACUAAGGAGCUUAUAAAGUAAUUCUUUCAUAGUGCAAGAAUUAUUAAUUUCUUAGAGGAUAUUUUUAAAGGAGCUACUUAAUUGGGAAAAUGUUCUUUAAAUAUCAGUACUAGUUCAUUAAGUAACAUAGUAGCUGAGAACAUGGACUAUAUUUUUACAGCAUAGUUCAGCUUAGGCACACCUUUAGUUUGGAUUAUUGGCAUUCUCUUACGUAGGAAUUAUAUCAUUGUAGAUAUGUAAUUAUGGUAAUAAGCAAUUUUCAUAACCAUGCUCACUCAGACUAUAUCAUUUGAAACUGCCAGUGGCUGUAAUUCUCCAAGCCAAAGUUAAUUCAUUUUGUUUCCAUUUUUGACAAUUCACUGUUGACAAAACAACAGAAACAAUUUCCUAUUUGGUAUAAAGAGCAAAAUUUACAACUUUGCCCCAAAAUGCCAUGGGUGGCAUAUUGCCAUAUGAUUAUAUCAUACAUUUAAUCAUGUAGGGGAAAGAUUUUGGAUUUUUUUUCUUAUUUAAAAUAUAUAAGAAUAUAGUUUUAAAUCAACAAGUCUAAUAACACUAUUGCAGCUGUACACAGAGAGAACCUUUUGUGCCUUUUUGCCUGCAGUAAGCAUUUAUUUCUAUUUUACAUGAGUUCUAAGAAUGUUGAUGAUUAUUGCACCUUGUUCUUCUGUAUAUAAACUUGAUUAAGGAUUUUUUUUUUUUAAAGCAAGGAGCUGUUUUUUAUUACUAGGUAGAUACCUUAGUAAACAUGAGAGGAAUUAUCAGAUAGAUGUCUUUGGAGCCCAGCCUUCCCUCUGUAGUGAGCUGGAAACUCCUUUAGAUUGUAUUCAUUGGUGUAUAUGUAUAUGUACAUAUAUGUAUAAAUAGUUAAAUACGUAAACAUAAAACUUAACAUCGCAUUGUUGUGAUGACAAGAAGUAGUAAGGUGCUAGGUGGUUACAUUAAAAAGCACAGCACAGUGUAUAAUCAGUCACUAUGACUGGUGGUUUUGUAAACUGGGUUCAGUUUUUGAGCCACCCAGAAUACCUCAUGUGUAAAUACAGUGUUCAUGACUUAAUUGAAAUACAGUUAUUGUUAAAAAAAAAAAAAAAAAGAAUGUGAAGCCACUGGUUGGCUUAUGCCUUCUGAUCUAUCAUUCUUGCCUCUUUUUUUGUAAAGGGGUUUUGUUGUUGUUGUUGUUGUUGUUCUGUUUUUUAAUAGGGUUUACAGCUAGAAUUUUGAAUGCCAAAGUUCUAUUUAUUAAGAAAAAGUUUUCAAUGUUAAUGGCUCGUAUUUUUCCACUGGACUAUUGUUUGUUGAUGUUGGAAUUUGUAUUUACACAGAAAUAAAUUUUUUAUAAAAAGA